Pseudomyrmex gracilis is the source of this 939-nucleotide messenger RNA. RefSeq names its product probable 18S rRNA (guanine-N(7))-methyltransferase. Lineage: Eukaryota; Metazoa; Arthropoda; Insecta; Hymenoptera; Formicidae. The transcript has 6 exons. Gene Ontology annotation, cellular component: nucleolus. The coding region runs from base 97 to 924 and encodes 275 amino acids. Gene Ontology annotation, molecular function: rRNA (guanine) methyltransferase activity. The record is from RefSeq and is a predicted model, not a curated record. Gene Ontology annotation, biological process: rRNA (guanine-N7)-methylation.
AACAACUAGUAAAUUUGCUGUAAUUUUCAUUGCAUGGAUACAGAAUUGACCUCCUAGUUCGAGCAAGGUCGUACAGGUUAGGUUAGAUUCAACGUUAUGUCUAAACGUCCAGAACGCUUAGCACCUCCUGAGGUGUAUUACAAUGAAACAGAAGCUAAAAAAUAUACACAAAGUUCCCGUAUGAUAGAAAUUCAAGAACAGAUGUCUGAACGUGCUAUAGAAUUGCUUAUGUUACCUGAAGAUCAGAGCUGUUUGCUUUUGGAUAUUGGUUGUGGUUCAGGCCUUAGUGGUAGUGUGUUGGAAGAUAAAGGACAUACAUGGAUAGGAGUUGAUAUUUCUUCAGCUAUGCUAGACAUAGCUAAAGAGAGAGAAAUAGAUGGCGAUUUGAUAUUAGGAGAUAUGGGUCAGGGACUGCCCUUUAGAGCUGGCAUAUUUGAUGGCGCCGUCAGUAUUUCAGCAUUGCAAUGGUUGUGUUAUGCAGACAAAACUUCACACAAUCCAGUGAAGCGUUUAUAUAGCUUUUUCUCAUCAUUGUUUGCAUGCUUGUCGAGAAAUGCCAGAGCAGUGUUACAAUUCUAUCCUGAGAACAGUGAUCAAGUUGAAUUAAUCACUGCGCAAGCUACAAAAGCUGGUUUUUUUGGUGGCGUACUUGUGGAUUAUCCAAACAGUACAAAAGCGAAAAAAAUGUUUUUAGUUUUAAUGACAGGUGGAGCUGCUCCGCUCCCAAAGGCACUAGGCACUGAGAGUGAAGAUAGACAAACUAUUGCUAAUUCAAAAAGGGAAUAUAUAAAGCAAGCUAGAGGUAAAUCACUGAAAAAAAGUAGAGAAUGGAUUCUUGAAAAGAAGGAAAGGCGACGACGACAAGGAAAUCAAGUUAGAGCCGAUACAAAGUAUACCGGACGAAAGAGAUCUGGGCGAUUUUGAGAUGUAUUCAUAAGA